AUCAUUUUUCCAAAAUUUCAUGCACCAAACUUCACAAAAUAUUUUCAGAAACUUCUCUUUUCCUUCUUCAGAAACUUCUAAUAUUCACUACAUUUAUUUAUGUAACCAUAAACACCUGAUUUUUCCCUGCAUUUUUUCAAGAUUGUGUUUUUACUAAUUUUAACUCAAGAAAACAAGAAAAUGGAUUGUGGUUUCAAUUGGGAAUACAAUUCAUUAAUCAAUGAAUUAAUACAAGGGAUGGAACAUACUAAACAACUUAGAGCUUAUUUCAGCUCUACAGUUUCUUCUGAUAAAAUUCAAGAAUUGCAUUUACAUAUGCAAAUUAUUCUUUCUUCAUUUGAGAAUUCUCUGUCAAUUCUCAAAUGGACUGAUUCAAUAACACAAACCCCACAAGUUGUAGUAGCUCCUCCACCUUCUAUUUCUGUUGAUGAAAUUAGUCCUAAAACUGAUGACUUGAAUGGAAAUUUCAAAGAUAAUGAUCAAGACCUGAGAUAUGUUUCAAAGAAGAGAAAACAGUUGCCAACAUGGACAGAACAAGUCAGAGUUAGUGCAGAAAAUGGAUUUGAAGGGCCUACUGAUGAUGGAUAUAGUUGGAGAAAGUAUGGACAAAAAGACAUUCUUGGUGCUAAAUAUCCCAGGAGUUACUACAGAUGCACAUAUAGACUAAUGCAAAACUGUUGGGCAACAAAGCAAGUGCAGAGAUCUGAUGAUGAUCCUGCACUAUUUGAAAUCACAUACAAAGGUUCACAUACUUGCAACCAAGCAUUUAACUCUGCUGCACAACCAACAUCACCAGAGAAACAUGAAUUCAAGAAACAAGCCAACAAUCCAAAAAUAGUACAAUCAAACCAGAUGCUCGCGAACUUACAAGCAAAUUUGAGAGUGAAUACUAAUGACUUGAACAAGAAAGAGACAACAUGUUCCUUCCCAUUUUCACCUACAUUCUCUGGUUUCGUAGACGAAAACCUGCAUUUUCAAGUGUCUCAAGUUGAUGACAAUUUGGUAGGAGGUUAUUCGCCGUCAUUCGUCUCUCCUACAACCCCAGAAUCAAGCUACUUCUCAUUACCUAGCUGCCAAAUGAAUGGUUCGCGACGAAUUCACAGCUUACACCAUUCAGAAUCAGAUCUUCCUGAUUUAUUCUCUGCCAACACUUCAUCAACAAGCUCUCCAAUUGUUGGCUUGGAGUUUCCACUUGAACAUGUGGAGUUAGAUCCAAAUUUCCCAUUUGAUAACUCAGAGUUUUUCAGAUAAACUCAAAUUAGUAAUGUCAAAAAGGAACAAUAAAGAGGAAAAGUUGGGUUUUUGAUCACUAAAUCAACUCAUUAAGGUUGAUGAUUUCUUCCUUUUGGAAGUAGUAGUAUAGACGUUUUUGUAUAAAUUAACAAGAACUAUAGUAUUUGUAUCAAUAUAGCUUAGUAUUUUUGAGCUUCCA
This is a messenger RNA of Nicotiana tabacum (common tobacco), 1432 nucleotides long. RefSeq names its product putative WRKY transcription factor 41. Gene Ontology annotation, molecular function: transcription cis-regulatory region binding; DNA-binding transcription factor activity. The record is from RefSeq and is a predicted model, not a curated record. NCBI's taxonomy places the organism in Eukaryota, Viridiplantae, Streptophyta, Magnoliopsida, Solanales, Solanaceae. Gene Ontology annotation, cellular component: nucleus. Gene Ontology annotation, biological process: regulation of DNA-templated transcription.